AUGGCGGACGCUGCUGAUAGCUGCAAUGGCGACCCCGUCGAUCUCGGCCGCAAGGGCCUUCGAAUCGGCGCCAUCUUCAUCAUCAUGGCCUCUUCGCUCAUCGGCGCCAUGUCCCCUAUCAUUCUGGCACGACAGAAGAAGAUUGCCGUCCCCAAGUUCGCCUUCUUCAUCUGCAAGUUUGUCGGUACCGGUGUUAUUAUAGCGACGGCCUUUAUGCACCUGCUGGUACCCGCCGUCGAGAACUUGACCGACCCUUGUCUCGAGGACCGGCUUGAUGGAUAUGAUUGGGCUGAGGCGAUUGCUCUCAUGACUGUCAUUGUCAUGUUCUUUUUUGAGAUGCUCGCUACUAGGUUGACCAACGAUGAUAUGGAGCACAACCACAAGACGGACAUCGAUACCGACCUUGACCCUGCUAUGGAUGUCGCCAAAAAGUCGAUCAGCCCCAAGGCCGAGGGACUCAAGCAGGCCACUGAUGUCGAGAUGGGUCAGCGACAGCCUGGUUUUGCCCCUGUUGGUGAUAGCCACCUUGCCCAUGGUCGAGAGCACAAGGAGGGUGAUUCUCAGGGUGGUCUCGCUGGUCAGCUUCUCGGCAUCUUUAUCCUCGAGUUCGGUGUUGUGUUCCACAGUAUCUUCAUCGGUCUCACCCUCGGAACCAUUGGCACCGACGAACUCAACGUUCUUCUCAUCGUCCUCGUCUUCCACCAGAUGUUCGAGGGUCUCGGUCUCGGCUCCCGACUGGCUGUCGCUCCCUGGCCAAGCAACCGUCAGUGGAUGCCCUACCUCCUCGGCUUCAUCUUUGCGCUGUCUACUCCCAUCGGUAUCGCUGCUGGAAUUGGCGCCAAGCCCAACAACGCCAGCGACCAGAAGCUCGUCAACGGUAUUUUCGAUGCCAUCAGUGCUGGUAUCUUGAUCUACACCGGUCUGGUUGAGCUCCUGGCCCACGAGUUCAUGUUCAACCCCUACAUGCGCCGCGCCCCUCUCAAGAUCCUGUUGACUGCAUUUGCCUGCGUCGCUUUUGGUGUUGCCGUCAUGGCUGUCCUUGCCAAGUGGGCUUAA
Fusarium keratoplasticum is the source of this 1056-nucleotide messenger RNA. RefSeq lists its product as uncharacterized. Gene Ontology annotation, biological process: zinc ion import across plasma membrane. Gene Ontology annotation, cellular component: plasma membrane. The record is from RefSeq and is a predicted model, not a curated record. Bases 1 to 1056 code for a protein of 351 amino acids. The transcript has a single exon. NCBI's taxonomy places the organism in Eukaryota, Fungi, Ascomycota, Sordariomycetes, Hypocreales, Nectriaceae. Gene Ontology annotation, molecular function: low-affinity zinc ion transmembrane transporter activity.